Anolis carolinensis (green anole) is the source of this 2665-nucleotide messenger RNA. RefSeq names its product siah E3 ubiquitin protein ligase 1 (gene siah1). Gene Ontology annotation, molecular function: ubiquitin conjugating enzyme binding; zinc ion binding; ubiquitin protein ligase activity. Gene Ontology annotation, biological process: proteasome-mediated ubiquitin-dependent protein catabolic process; multicellular organism development. The record is from RefSeq and is a predicted model, not a curated record. Bases 490 to 1431 code for a protein of 313 amino acids. Gene Ontology annotation, cellular component: cytoplasm. The transcript has 2 exons. NCBI's taxonomy places the organism in Eukaryota, Metazoa, Chordata, Lepidosauria, Squamata, Anolidae.
CCUUUCCCUCCCAUUUGUUAGGAGCUGGAGCAGAGCAAGAUCAGGGCUCUGUCCGCAGCCAGUGGCUUUGCUCCUGGUGCUGCUUUCUUCAGUUGUUUUGCCUUUGGCUGGGCUCUUCAUUCUUGGGCUAGAGCUUCAUUUGGUUGGAUGCACUUGAAACCGUACAAGAUGUGGUAUUGGAAAUUCCAGGAUCCUUAUCAGGGAGCCUUGCUGAUCUAGUGGAUAUAUCUAAUUGGAGCUUCGCCAGAUCUACAGCUUUGCCUCUCACUCUUUUCUACUUCCCUCUUGCUUUGGAUUACUUGGAAAACUUUACUUCAAUACGGAGAGCUGACUUUCCAUGCCCUGGUUUUGUCCCAGGAGUGGUGGGCCUCUCGUGGCUGUGGCCUCCCUCCUGGGUGCUGUGUUCCUGCUUUGGAGUUUCCAGGAGGGGCCUCUGUUGUGGAUUGUUUUAGUUUCUAUGGAGAAACGCAAUGAGCUCUUCUACUCCUCAUGACGGGGAAAUCUGCCUUCAGUUUUUUAUAUGCGUGGAAAGGAGUCCUUGAUACAUGUCUGCCAGGAAAUAAAGCCAGCAAAAGAAAAGAAAUGAGUCGCCAGACUGCUACAGCACUUCCCACGGGUACUUCCAAGUGUACGCCGUCCCAGAGGGUCCCUGCGUUGACUGGCACCACCGCUUCCAACAAUGACUUGGCCAGUCUCUUUGAGUGUCCGGUGUGUUUUGACUAUGUGCUCCCACCGAUUCUGCAGUGCCAAAGUGGCCACCUUGUCUGUAGCAACUGUCGCCCCAAGCUCACAUGCUGCCCAACCUGCCGAGGCCCACUCGGUUCCAUCCGUAAUUUGGCUAUGGAAAAAGUUGCCAACUCUGUACUGUUUCCCUGCAAAUACGCCUCCUCUGGCUGUGAGAUAACUUUACCCCACACUGAGAAAGCAGACCAUGAAGAGCUUUGUGAAUUUAGGCCUUAUUCGUGUCCAUGCCCUGGUGCUUCUUGUAAAUGGCAAGGCUCUCUGGAUGCUGUCAUGCCCCAUCUCAUGCAUCAGCAUAAGUCGAUAACAACAUUGCAGGGAGAAGAUAUAGUUUUUCUUGCUACAGACAUUAAUCUUCCAGGGGCUGUGGACUGGGUUAUGAUGCAGUCUUGCUUUGGCUUUCACUUCAUGUUAGUACUGGAGAAACAGGAGAAAUAUGAUGGUCACCAGCAGUUUUUUGCGAUCGUACAGCUGAUAGGAACCCGGAAGCAAGCUGAAAAUUUUGCUUACCGCCUUGAGCUAAAUGGUCAUAGGCGACGAUUGACUUGGGAAGCAACGCCUCGAUCGAUUCAUGAGGGGAUUGCAACUGCCAUUAUGAACAGUGACUGUCUAGUCUUUGACACUAGCAUUGCACAGCUUUUUGCAGAGAAUGGCAAUUUAGGGAUUAAUGUGACAAUUUCAAUGUGUUGAAGCUGCAAUCUGAUCUUUUUCAGGCCAGUGUCUAAGACAGAAAAGUCAAAACUCAAUUGCAUUCAGUUUCAUGGAAACCAAGGUAAACAUCUUUGCCUGCCAGAUGUGAACCAUCUGGUUGGGAGAGACUAACAUAUAUGAAGGCAAAUUAAUGGGAAGGCUGUUGAAGUAGAGGCCACAGUUGCAUGUAAUAACACUAAUAUAUUUAAAGUGAGUCAGCAGGAAACCACUGAAUAUAUAUAUAUUUGUGUAUAUAUAUAUAUAUAUAAUAUUAUAUUAUAUUAUAUACCCCGAUGGGCAUCCUUUUGUAUUGAUAAUUGAUUUUACGAAAACGCUGUAAAAUAAUUCUAAACUUGUUUGUAGAUUAAUUGUACUUUUGAAACAGAUACUGUUUUGUGUUUCAUUUGUGCUCCUUUCUUUUGACUGACAAGCCAUGCAAAAGGGCGGUCUGGUAUCUGGCCGCUUCUUCUCUCUCCCCCCCCCCCCUCCUCCUCCGUAAGUUACUACAUAGUAUUGCUGCUGUUCUUGUGUAAAUUUUCUGUAUAUUUGCUAAUUUUUAUUAACUUCAAGUUUUUCAUUAAAUAAAUGACUUUUUCUUUUCUGUAAUUCAGGUCCCCCCCUUCUUUGGACCUUUUGACAUAAAUUUGCAGGUGUCAUCUUCAGAGUCACACAGUUGCUUAUGGUAAAUUGUAUAGUUAUUUUAUGUUUAAUGUGUAACGUUUUUGGGGGGGUUGCAAUCCUGCCUUUGGCUAGAAUACAGCAAAGUCCCAUUGGUGGAAACUUACUGCUGUAUAACUGCUUAGGAUUGCAGCCCUUUGUCUCUUUCCAAUAGUCCAUUCGAUGAUGCUGUUGUUCAUUCAGUUAUUUUUUGUGGACACGCCAGUCUCUAAACUGAGGCCUUUUUUUGGACAAAUUUCUUUUUUAAAAGGCUUCUUAUAAAUUAUAGAUGCCAUUGCAUUUUGAGUUCAGACACAACCUUGCAGAUUUGUUUUAAGAAUGUUCUAAUUUAAAACAAGUGGAAGUUCGGACACGUUUUCAAAGAAUUUUAAAGACCUUUGGACAUUUUGAAGUCAUUCUUGUAUCUAUUGGUUGUGCAGUACAAGAAGGCAUUGUCUAUAUACAGUAUUUGUAACUAUAAAAUACAGACCAUUUGUUUAAAGGAGACAGUUGAAAUAAGCUGUUUUUGGUCUUUUUUAAAAUUCUGUCAUUAAAAGAAUUCCUGGCAAACUGAAAA